AAACAAAAAAAGCGUAAGAAAACAAAAAGACCCACUUUCAACACAACACUAUACGAAUUGGUAUUCAUAAGCACAUACGCUACAAAUAUAGAAACCCCAACAUCCCAAACGACGGCUUCAAUAAUAUUAACGACAGUUACAACAGAAACAUUAAAAGAGUCGUCGAUUGAAUAUAUCUCUGAGUCACUUCACUUAAUAAAGUCAACACAAGUUAAAAAAAUCAAGCCAAUUCUUAAUAAAACCUUAUCAGCAAUAACUACGGCGGAGACAAUACUACCAUCAGAUAUUUCAUUAUAUUCGCCAAAAUUUUCACACACAUCGAAGAGUACUUUCGAAACUUCAAUUUCAAAUAAAACAUUCUUAGCAGAAACAUCAAUGGAGUCGUCAAUGAAAUUUGUUUUUGAACCCCUUACUUCAACGGCGGUAAUUAAAGUUGAAGAAACUUUACGACCCUUACACGUUACGUCGUCACCAAUGGUUUCGGCAUUGACAACAUCUACAUUUGUUUCUCAAUUAUAUUCCCCAAUGUCUUCACUUACAUCGCAAAGCACAUUCGGGUCUCAGAUUUCACUGAGUUCGGUUACAACAGUAUCCAUAUUGGGAUCGUCGACUGAACAUACCUCUAGAUCAAUAAGUUUAAUGACAUCAUCUCAAGAUGAAGAAACUGAGACUUCUGUUAUUAUAACAUUGUCAGCGAUAAUCUCGAAGAGGACUAUAUCACCUACUAAUUUUUCAUUAUAUUCGCCAAUAAUUUCAUAUACAUCUGGAACAUUGCUUGGGUCUUCAGUUGCAAAUAUAAUGAGGUUACCAGAAACAUCAAUGAAGUACUCAUCGGAAUUUAUUUCAGAACCUUUUAUUUCAACAGCGUUAAUUGAAGGUGAAGAAACUGGACGUCCUCUAAAUAUCACAUCGCCAUCAUUGGCAACGUCUACACUUGUUUCUUUAUUAUAUUCACCAAUGUUUUCAUUUACAUCAGAAACCACUUUCGGUUCUCAAGAUUCACUAACAACUGUUACAACAGAAUCUACAUUGGAGUCUUCUACUGAAUUUAUUCCUAAAUCAAUAAGUUUAAUGACGUCAACUCGAGUUGAAGAAACUGAGACUUCUGUUAAUGAAGCAUUGUCAGCGAUAUUUCCGACGACGACUCUAUCACCUAUUGAUACUUCAUUAUAUUCGCCAAUAUUUUCAUAUACAUAUGGAACAUCGUUUGGGUCUUCAGUUUCAAAUAUAACGGGGUUACUAGAAACAUCAAUGGAGUUCUCAACGGAAUUUAUUUCUAAACCUUUUAUUUCAACAGUGUUAACUGAAGGUGAAGAAACUGAACGUCCUCUAAAUAUCACAUCGCCAUCAUUGGCAACGUCUACAUUUGUUUCUUUAUUAUAUGCACCAAUGUUUUCAUUUACAUCAGAAACCUCUUUCGGUUCUCUGGAUUCACUAACAACUGUUACAACAGAAUCUACAUUGGAGUCUUCUACUGAAUUUAUUUCUAAAUCAAUAAGUUUAAUGACGUCAACUCAAGUUGAAGAAACUGAGACUUCUGUUAAUAUAACAUUGUCAGCGAUAAUCUCGAAGAGGACUAUAUCACCUACUAAUUUUUCAUUAUAUUCGCCAAUAAUUUCAUAUACAUCUGGAACAUUGCUUGGGUCUUCAGUUGCAAAUAUAACGAGGUUACCAGAAACAUCAAUGAAGUACUCAACGGAAUUUAUUUCAGAACCUUUUAUUUCAACGGCGUUAAUUGAAGGUGAAGAAACUGAACGUCCUCUAAAUAUCACAUCACCAUCAUUGGCAGCGUCUACAUUUGUUUCUUUAUUAUAUUCACCAACGGUUUCAUUCACAUCAGAAACCACUUUCGGUUCUCAAGUUUCACUAACAACUGUUACAACAGAAUCUACAUUGGAGUCUUCGACUGAAUUUAUUUCUAAAUCAAUAAGUUUAAUGACGUCAACUCGAGUUGAAGAAACUGAGAUUUCUGUUAAUGAAACAUUGUCAGCGAUAUUUCCGACGACGACUAUAUCACCUAUUGAUACUUCAUUAUAUUCGCAAAUAUUUUCAUAUACAUAUGGAACAUCGUUUGGGUCUUCAGUUUCAAAUAUAACGAGGUUACGAGAAACAUCAAUGGAGUUCUCAACGGAAUUUAUUUCAGAACAUUUUAUUUCAACAGUGUUAAUUGAAGGUGAAGAAACUGAACUUCCUCUAAAUAUCACAUUGUCAUCAAUGAUUUUGGCAGUGACAACAUCUACAUUUGUUUUUCAAUUUUAUUCACCAAUGUCUUCACUUACAUCGGAAACCACUUUCGGUUCUCUGGAUUCAUUAACAACUGUUACAACAGAACCCAUAUCAAAGUCUUCGACUGAAUCUAUUUCUAAAUCAAUAAGUUUAAUGACGUCAACUCAAAUUGAAGAAAUUGAGCAUUCUGUUAACAAAACAUUGUCAGCGAUAAUUUCGACGAGGACUAUAUCACCUACUAAUACUUCAUUAUAUUCGCCAAUAAUUUCAUAUACAUCCGGAACAUCGCUUGGGUCUUCAGUUUCAAAUAUAACGGGGUUACCAGAACCAUCAAUGGAGUACUCAACGGAAUUUAUUUCAGAACCUUUCAUUUCAACAGCGUUAAGUAAAGGUGAAGAAAGUAAGCGUCCUCUAAAUAUAACAUCGUCAUCAAUGAGAUCGGCAUUGACAACGUGUACAUUUGUUUCUCUAUUAUAUUCACCAACGGUUUCAUUCACAUCAGAAACCACUUUCAGUUCUCAAGUUUCACUAACAACUGGUACAACAGAAUCCGUAUUGGAGUCUUCGACUGAAUUUACCUCUAGAUCAAUAAGUUUAAUGACGUCAACUCAAGUUGAAGAAACUGAGACUUCUGUUAAUGAAACAUUGUCAGCGAUAUUUUCGACGAAGACUAUAUCACCUAUUGAUACUUCAUUAUAUUCGCCAAUAUUUUCAUAUACAUAUGGAACAUCGUUUGGGUCCUUAGUUGCAAAUAUAACGGGGUUACCAGAAACAUCGAUGGAGUACUCAACGGAAUUUAUUUCAGAACCUUUUAUUUCAACAGCGUUAACUGAAGGUGAAGAAACUGAACUUUCUCUAAAUAUCACAUCGUCAUCAAUGAUUUUGGCAGUGAGACCAUCUACAUUUGUUUCUCAAUUAUAUUCACCAAUGUCUUCACUUACAUCGGAAACCACUUUCGGUUCUCUGGUUUCAUUAACAACUGUUACAACAGAACCCAUAUCAAAGUCUUCGACUGAAUCUAUUUCUAAAUCAAUAAGUUUAAUGACGUCAACUCAAGUUGAAGAAACUGAGACUUCUGUUAAUAAAACAUUGUCAGCGAUAUUUUCGACAAAGACUAUAUUACCUACGGAUACAUUGUUAUAUUCGCCAAUAAUUUCGUAUAUAUUAAAAACCUCUUUUGGAUCUUCAGUUUCAAAUAUAACGGGGUUACCAGAAACAUCAAUUAAGUCGUCAACGGAAUUUUCUGAAGCCCUUAUUACAAGAGCGUUAACUGAAGUUGAAGAAACUAAACGACCUCUAAAUAUUACAACGUCAUCAAUGAUUUCGGCAGUGACAACAUCUACAUUUGUUUCUCAAUUUUAUUCACCAAUGUCUUCAUUUACAUCGCAAACCACUUUCGGUUCUCAGGAGUUGCUAACAACUCUUACAACAGAAUCCAUAUUGGAGUUGUCGACUGAAUUUAUUUCUAAAUCAACAAGUUUAAUAACGACAACUCAAGUUGAAGAAACUGAUACUUCUGUUAAUAAAACAUUGUCAUUAAUAAUUUCGACGAAGACAAUAUCACCAUCUGAUUCUUCGUUAAUUUCGCCAAUAUUUUCGUAUACAUCAGAAACCUCUUUUGGGUCUUCAGUUGCAAAUAUAACGAGGUUACCAGAAACAUCAAUUAAGUCUUCAACGGAAUUUUCUGAAGUCCUUAUUACAACAGCGUUAACUGAAUUUGAAGAAACUAAACGAUCUCUAAAUAUUACAACGUCAUCAAUGAUUUCGGCAGUGACAACAUCUACAUUUGUUUCUCAAUUUUAUUCACCAAUGUCUUCAUUUACAUCGCAAACCACUUUCGGUUCUCAGGAGUUGCUAACAACUCUUACAACAGAAUCCAUAUUGGAGUUGUUGACUGAAUUUAUUUCUAAAUCAACAAGUUUAAUGACGUCAAUUCAAGUUGAAGAAACUGAGACUUCUGUUAAUAAAACAUUGUCAUUAAUAAUUUCGACGAAGACAAAAUCACCAUCUGAUAGUUCGUUAAUUUCGUCAAUAUUUUCGUAUACAUUAGAAACCUCUUUUGGGUCUUCGGGUGCAAAUAUAACAGCGUUACCAGAAACAUCAAUUAAGUCUUCAACGGAAUUUUCUGAAGUCUUUAUUACAACAGCGUUAACUGAAGUUGAAGAAACUAAACGUACUCUAAAUAUUACAAUGUCAUCAAUGAUUUCGGCAAUGACAACAUCUACAUUUGUUUCUCAAUUAUAUUCACCAAUGUCUUCACUUACAUCGAAAAUUACUUUUGGUUCUCAAGUUUCACUGAAAACUAGUACAACAGAAUCCGUAUUGGAGUCUUCGACUGAAUUUACCUCUAGAUCAAUAAGUUUAAUGACGUCAACUCAAGUUGAAGAAACUGAACCUUCUGUUAAUAAAACAUUGCCGGCGAUAAUUUCGACGAAGACAAUAUCACCAUCUGAUACUUCCUUAAUUUCGUCAAUAUUUUCGUAUACAUCAGAAACCUCUUUUGGGUCUUCAGGUGCAAAUAUAACGGGGUUACCAGAAACAUCAAUUAAGUCUUCAACGGAAUUUUCUGAAGUCCUUAUUACAACAGCGUUAACUGAAGUUGAAGAAACUAAACGAUCUCUAAAUAUUACAACGUCAUCAAUGAUUUCGGCAAUGACAACAUCUACAUUUGUUUCUCAAUUUUAUUCACCAAUGUCUUCAUUUACAUCGCAAACCACUUUCGGUUCUCAGGAGUUGCUAACAACUCUUACAACAGAAUCCAUAUUGGAGUUGUCGACUGAAUUUAUUUCUAAAUCAACAAGUUUAAUGACGACAACUCAAGUUGAAGAAACUGAGACUUCUGUUAAUAAAACAUUGUCAGCGAUAAUUUCGACGAAGACUAUAUCACCAUCUGAUACUUCGUUAAUUUCGUCAAUAUUUUCGUAUACAUUAGUAACCUCUUUUGGGUCUUCAGGUGCAUAUAUAACGGGGUUACCAGAAACAUCAAUUAAGUCGUCAACGGAAUUUUCUGAAGUCCUUAUUAAAACAGCGUUAACUGAAGUUGAAGAAACUAAACGACCUCUGAAUAUUACAUCGUCAUCAAUGAGAUCGGCAGUGACUACAUCUACAUUUGUUUCUCAAUUAUAUUCACCAAUGUCUUUAUUUACAUCGCAAACCACUUUCGGUUCUCAGGAGUUGCUAACAAAUCUUACAACAGAAUCCAUAUUGGAGUUGUCGACUGAAUUUAUUUCUAAAUCAACAAGUUUAAUAACGACAACUCAAGUUGAAGAAACUGAUACUUCUGUUAAUAAAACAUUGUCAUUAAUAAUUUCGACGAAGACAAUAUCACCAUCUGAUUCUUCGUUAAUUUCGCCAAUAUUUUCGUAUACAUCAGAAACCUCUUUUAGGUCUUCAGUUGCAAAUAUAACGAGGUUACCAGAAACAUCAAUUAAGUCUUCAACGGAAUUUUCUGCAGUCCUUAUUACAACAGCGUUAACUGAAUUUGAAGAAACUAAACGAUCUCUAAAUAUUACAACGUCAUCAAUGAUUUCGGCAGUGACAACAUCUACAUUUGUUUCUCAAUUUUAUUCACCAAUGUCUUCAUUUACAUCGCAAACCACUUUCGGUUCUCAGGAGUUGCUAACAACUCUUACAACAGAAUCCAUAUUGGAGUUGUCGACUGAAUUUAUUUCUAAAUCAACAAGUUUAAUGACGGCAACUCAAGUUGAAGAAACUGAGACUUCUGUUAAUAAAACAUUGUCAUUAAUAAUUUCGACGAAGACAAUAUCACCAUCUGAUACUUUCUUAAUUUCGCCAAUAUUUUCGUAUACAUUAGAAACCUCUUUUGGGUCUUCAGGUGCAAAUAUAACGAGGUUACCAGAAACAUCAAUUAAGUCGUCAACGGAAUUUUCUGAAGUCCUUAUUACAACAGCGUUAACUGAAGUUGAAGAAACUAAACGACCUCUAAAUAUUACAACGUCAUCAAUGAUUUCGGCAGUGACAUCUACAUUUGUUUCUCAAGUUUAUUCACCAAUGUCUUCAUUUACAUCGCAAACCACUUUCGGUUCUCAGGAGUUGCUAACAACUCUUACAACAGAAUCCAUAUUGGAGUUGUCGACUGAAUUUAUUUCUAAAUCAACAAGUUUAAUGACGACAACGCAAGUUGAAGAAACUGAGACUUCUGUUAAUAAAACAUUGUCAUUAAUAAUUUCGACAAAGACAAUAUCACCAUCUGAUUCUUCGUUAAUUUCGUCAAUAUUUUCGUAUACAUUAGUAACCUCUUUUGGGUCUUCAGGUGCAAAUAUAACGAGGUUACCAGAAACAUCAAUUAAGUCGUCAACGGAAUUUUCUGAAGUCCUUAUUACAACAGCGUUAACUGAAGUUGAAGAAACUAAACGACCUCUAAAUAUUACAACGUCAUCAAUGAUUUCGGCAGUAACUACAUCUACAUUUGUUUCUCAAUUAUAUUCACCAAUGUCUUCACGUACAUCGCAAACCACUUUCGGUUCUCAGGAGUUGCUAACAACUCUUACAACAGAAUCCAUAUUGGAGUUGUCGACUGAAUUUAUUUCUAAAUCAACAAGUUUAAUGACGACAACUCAAGUUGAAGAAACUGAGACUUCUGUUAAUAAAACAUUGUCAUUAAUAAUUUCGACGAAGACAAUAUCACCAUCUGAUACUUCGUUAAUUUCGCCAAUAUUUUCGUAUACAUUAGAAACCUCUUUUGGGUCUUCAGGUGCAAAUAUAACGAGGUUACCAGAAACAUCAAUUAAGUCGUCAACGGAAUUUUCUGAAGUCCUUAUUACAACAGCGUUAACUGAAGUUGAAGAAACUAAACGACCUCUAAAUAUUACAUCGUCAUCAAUGAGAUCGGCAGUGACUACAUCUACAUUUGUUUCUCAAUUAUAUUCACCAAUGUCUUUAUUUACAUCGCAAACCACUUUCGGUUCUCAGGAGUUGCUAACAACUCUUACAACAGAAUCCAUAUUGGAGUUGUCGACUGAAUUUAUUUCUAAAUCAACAAGUUUAAUAACGACAACUCAAGUUGAAGAAACUGAUACUUCUGUUAAUAAAACAUUGUCAUUAAUAAUUUCGACGAAGACAAUAUCACCAUCUGAUUCUUCGUUAAUUUCGUCAAUAUUUUCGUAUACAUUAGUAACCUCUUUUGGGUCUUCAGGUGCAAAUAUAACGGGGUUACCAGAAACAUCAAUUAAGUCGUCAACGGAAUUUUCUGAAGUCCUCAUUACAACAGCGUUAACUGAAGUUGAAGAAACUAAACGAUCUCUAAAUAUUACAACGUCAUCAAUGAUUUCGACAGUGACAACAUCUGCAUUUGUUUCUCAAUUAUAUUCACCAAUGUCUUCAUUUACAUCGCAAACCACUUUCGGUUCUCAGGAGUUGCUAACAACUCUUACAACAGAAUCCAUAUUGGAGUUGUUGACUGAAUUUAUUUCUAAAUCAACAAGUUUAAUGACGUCAACUCAAGUUGAAGAAACUGAGACUUCUGUUAAUAAAACAUUGUCAGCGAUAAUUUCGACGAAGACAAUAUCACCUUCUGAUACAUCGUUAUAUUCGCCAAUAAUUUUGUAUACAUCAGAAACCUCUUUUGGGUCUUCAGGUGCAAAUAUAACGAGGUUACCAGAAACAUCAAUCAAAUCGUCAACGGAAUUUUCUGAAGCCCUUAUUACAACAGCGUUAACUGAAGUUGAAGAAACUAAACGACCUCUAAAUAUUACAACGUCAUCAAUGAUUGCGGCAGUAACAUCUACAUUUGAUUCUCAAUUUUAUUCACCAAUGUCUUCAUUUACAUCGCAAACCACUUUCGGUUCUCAGGAGUUGCUAACAACUCUUACAACAGAAUCCAUAUUGGAGUUGUCGACUGAAUUUAUUUCUAAAUCAACAAGUUUAAUGACGACAACUCAAGUUGAAGAAACUGAGACUUCUGUUAAUAAAACAUUGUCAGCGAUAAUUUCGACGAAGACAAUAUCACCAUCUGAUACUUCCUUAAUUUCGUCAAUAUUUUCGUAUACAUUAGAAACCUCUUUUGGGUCUUCAGGUGCAAAUAUAACGGGGUUACCAGAAACAUCAAUUAAGUCGUCAACGGAAUUUUCUGAAGUCCUUAUUACAACAGCGUUAACUGAAGUUGAAGAAACUAAACGACCUCUAAAUAUUACAACGUCAUCAAUGAGAUCGGCAUUGACAACGUCUACAUUUGUUUCUCUAUUAUAUUCACCAAUGUCUUCAUUUACAUCAGAAACCACUUUCGGUUCUCAGGUUUCAUUGACAACGGUCUCAACAAAAUCCUUGUUGGAGUUGUCGACUGAAUUUAUUUCUAAAUCAACAAGUUUAAUAACGACAACUCAAGUUGAAGAAACUGAGACUUCUGUUAAUAAAACAUUGUCAUCAUUAAUUUCAACGCAGACAAUAUCACCAUCUGAUACUUCCUUAAUUUCGUCAAUAAUUUCGUAUACAUCAGAAACCUCUUUUGGGUUUUCAGUUACAAAUAUAACGGGGUUACCGGAAACGCCAAUUAAGUCAUCUACGGUAUUUAUUUCUAAACCUUUUAUUUCAACGGCGUUAACUAAGGGUAAGACAACUGAGCGAUCCCUAAAUAUUUCAUCGUUAUCAAUGAUUUCGGCAGUGGCUACAUCUACAUUUGUUUCUCAAUUAUAUUCACCAAUGUCUUUGCUUACAUCAGAAACCGCUUUCGGUUCUCAAAUUUCACCAACAGCGGUAAUAACUACUACGAAGUCUGCACCUGAAUCUGUACUGAAAACACUCAGUUUAAACGUAUCAGUUACAACUAUGGCAAAGUUUUCAUCUGCAACGUCAUCAUAUAUUACUGCUGUAUCUUCAUCUACCAUUGAAGAGUAUUUAAGUACAAAUGUAUCAUUGACUAAAGGAACAUAUCUUCAAAAUCAACAAUUUUUAAGUGAAUAUGUAGAUGAAAUAGGUAAAGUAGAGUUGAUGGUUCCUAAAAAUAUGCCGCAAACUCCUAUAAAAUUGUUGGGCAACUUAAUAGAAAUAAUACAUAAAAUAACACGGAAAUGGCGUAAAGAAAAACCGGAUAAGCCUACGCAAAACGAAACAUCAACAACCAAAAUUCAAACACCUGUACAUAAAUCUUCAAAAAAAUCUACAUUCAGAAGAUCGUCUAAAAAAAGUGCAAGAAGUUCGACUAAAACAACCUCACCGUUUUCCGUGAAAACAACUGAAACACUUACAUCAACUAAUACAGAAACAGAAAAAAAGGGAGUGCUGGAAUUUGAAGUUAAAGAAACAAAAAGCUUCACAAAGGCUGUACAGUUUACAAGAAGACCUUUUCUUUGGUCAAGUACACAUAGCAUAACCUUAUCUAUCAAAGAAAAAGAAACAACAACACCUUCAAGCACCACAUCACCACCGGAUAUUACAAUUGCAGUGACUUCGUUCUUGACUUCAGUAAUAUCACCAUCAACUAUUACAUCGGUAGAGGAAGAGAAAGAAACGGGUGCGCUGGACUUUGAAAUUGUUAUGGAAACAAAACGCCUAACAAGGAUGCUAAAUUUGACAACUCUAACUAAAAUUAUUCUAUUAUCUCCGAUCUCCGAAACAAAAACAUCACCCUGCACUACACCAUUACCUACGUUUCAUGUAACUACUACGAAACCUGCAACUGAGACUUUACUAAAAAUAUUUAGUUCGUUUGUGUCAACUACUGUUGAAGAAGAAAGAACUUCACUUGUUACAACACCAUCACCGGACAUAUUACCCACAAUAACUACCUUCCUGACUGCCGUCACUUCAUCUUUCAUUACAUUUACUUCCGAAACCCAUCCUAAUAUAUCAGUAUCACAGUUUAAAAUCAACAUUAUUGUAACUACUAUAAAGUCCGCAACUGAAUCUAUGUCGACAGAACUUAGUGCAAUUGAAUCUACAUCACCACUAAAGAUCUCACCUACAAUAACUUCUUUUCUAACCUCCGUGACUUUAUCUUUAAUCACAUUCACUUCUGAAAGUCCUCCUAGUAUAUCGGUAUCACUGUUGGAAACUAGCAUUACUGUAACUACUAUGAAGCUCGUUACUGAAUCUGUACUCAAAACAGUUAGCGCAGAUCAAUUUCUUACCGUAGAAGAAACAAAAUCAUUGUUAAUUGUUACAUCACCACCACAUAUCUCACCUACAAUAACUUCUUUCCUAACAUCACAGUUGGAAACCAGCAUUAGUGUAACUACUAUGAAGUCCACAACUGAAUCUAUGUCGACAGAACUUAGUGCAAUUGAAUUAUCUACAGUAGAAGAAACAAAAUCAUCGUUAAGUGCUACAUCAGCACUAAAUAUCUCACAUACACUAAUUUAUUUUCUAACUUCUGUCACUUCACCUUUAAUCACAUUCACUUCUGAAAGUCCUACUAGUAUAUCGGUAUCACAGUUGGAAGCUAACAUGACUGUAACUACUAUGAAGUCCGCAACUGAAUCUGUACUCAAAACAGUUAGCGCAGAUGAAGUUCUUACCGUAGAAGAAACAAUAUCAUCGUUAAGUGUUACAUCACCACCACAUAUCUCACCUACAAUAACUUCUUUCCUAACUUCACAAUUAGAAACCAGCAUUGUUAUAACUACUAUGAAGUCCGUAAAUGAGUCUAUGUCGACAGAACUUAGUGCAAUUGAAUUAUCUACAGUAGAAGAAACAAAAUCAUCGUUAAGUCUUACAUCACCACUAAAUGUCUCACCUACAAUAACUUCUUCUCCAACCUCUGUCAUUUCACAUUUAAUCACAUUCACUUCGGAAAGUCCUCCUAAUAUAUCAAUAUCACAGUUGGAAACUAGCAUUACUGUAACUACUGUGAAGUCCGCAACUGAAUCUAUGUCGACACAACUUAGUGCAAUUGAAUCUACAGUAGAAGACACAAAAUCUUCGUCAGGUGUUUCAUCAGCACUAAAUGUCUCACCUACAAUAACUUCUUCUCUAACCUCUGUCAUUUCACCUUUAAUCACAUUCACUUCGGAAAAUCCUCAUAAUAUAUCAGUAUCACAGGUGGAAACUAGCAUUACUGUAACUACUGUGAAGUCCACAACUCAAUCUAUGUCGAGAGAACUUAGUGCAAUUGAAUCUACAGUAGAAGAAACAAAAUCAUCGUUAAGUCUUACAUCGCCACUAAAUGUCUCACCUACAAUAACUUCUUCUCUAACCUCUGUCACUUCACCUUUAAUCACAUUCACUUCGGAAAGUCCUCCUAAUAUAUCAGUAUCACAGUUGGAAACUAGCAUUACUGUAACUACUGUGAAGUCCGCAACUGAAUCUAUGUCGACACAACUUAGUGCAAUUGAAUCUACAGUAGAAGAAACAAAAUCAUCGUUAAGUGUUACAUCAGCACUAAACGUCUCACCUACAACAACUUCUUCUCUAACUUCUGUCACUUCACCUUUAAUCACAUUCACUUCGGAAAGUCCUUCUAGUAUAUCGGUAUCACAGUUGGAAACCAGCAUUGCUGUAACUACUGUGAAGUCCGCAACUGAAUCUAUGUCGACACAACUUAGUGCAAUUGAAUCUACAGUAGAAGAAAUAUCAAUCAUCCGUUAA
Teleopsis dalmanni is the source of this 11766-nucleotide messenger RNA. RefSeq lists its product as uncharacterized. NCBI's taxonomy places the organism in Eukaryota, Metazoa, Arthropoda, Insecta, Diptera, Diopsidae. Bases 376 to 11766 code for a protein of 3796 amino acids. The record is from RefSeq and is a predicted model, not a curated record. The transcript is spliced from 2 exons.